AUGCGGUUCGAUAUUUCGCGAGCUCCGGUUCCUUCGCUGUCCAGCGCAAUGGCCGCCUUUCAUCCGAACCCGUUCCAAAUCCUCGGUACGACGACGUCGCCGCAGCCGAGCCAAAGAUCGAGUUCAUCGACGACGACCGAUUUCUCGAUGCACUCGAUUCUCAACCAACACGGUGGGAAUAGUCCUAACGCGGCUCAGCUCUCGGUCCCCCCGGGACUCUUACCCAGUCAUCUGCUGGGCUCGCCGUUAGGGUCCACGGCUCCUACGGUGGAGGAUGACGGGAUAUGCGACGAUCCAAAAGUGGCCCUCGAGUCGAAAGAUCUCUGGGACAAAUUCCACGAACUCGGCACCGAGAUGGUCAUCACGAAGUCGGGCAGGCGGAUGUUCCCAGCAUUUAAAGUUCGAGUGUCCGGCCUCGACAAGCGAGCGAAGUAUAUCCUCCUGAUGGACAUCGUAGCCGCCGACGAUUGCAGAUACAAAUUCCACAAUUCUCGGUGGAUGAUCGCAGGGAAGGCCGACCCUGAAAUGCCCAAACGAAUGUACAUCCAUCCAGAUUCGCCGGCCACUGGAGAACAAUGGAUGCAGAAAGUGGUCUCCUUCCACAAACUCAAGCUGACCAACAACAUCUCGGACAAGCAUGGAUUUAUCUCCUUUCAGACAAUUCUGAACUCAAUGCACAAGUACCAGCCGCGAUUUCAUCUGGUUCGGGCGAACGACAUCUCGAAACUCCCCUACGCUAACUUCAAGACCUUCGUAUUCCGGGAGACCGAGUUCAUAGCGGUGACCGCCUACCAAAACGAGAAGAUUACCCAGCUCAAAAUCGACAACAACCCAUUCGCUAAAGGCUUCCGCGAUACCGGCGCUGGCAAACGAGAGAAAAAAAGGCAGGCGCUCUUGGCUCAGACCGCUCACGGUCACCGGAUUCUCACUGAUCGGGAUCGGUUGGCCGCUCAAAACGCUUCGGGCAACGUUUCGGCGUGCGCGGAUUCUUCAGACGACGAGGACCGCUUGGACGUUGGAGAACCGUCGGACCUUCGGCCGGCGUCGUUAACUUCAACGAACGCCGAAUCGGCGACCAGUUCCAGUCCAGUUGUAGCGACCCCACCUUCAUACCUCGCUGGAAGUCUGCCGGGUCUUCCCGGUGUACCCGGUCUGGGCAACCCUUACGCAGCUCUGCUACAAAGUCUUCCACCUCAGCAGUUGUCCCUAGUGAUGGCCUACCAAGAGAUGACGGCGCGGCUGAUGCUCGCCAAGCAACGCUUACCGUUCCCAGGCCAAGCGUGGCCGAACGUAGGGAAUUUGCUGGCGCAGCCCGGUCAAGAUCCGUUCGCCACUGCUGCGGCGGCCGCAGCACUGAUGUUUUCCCCUUUCAUGCAACAGCAACAACAACAACAACAGCCGCCGCAGCAGCAGGCGAAUCUCAACGGAAGCGCCGGACUCCUGAACCAGAACGGCGCGAGUUCGCCGCCGAGCUCUUCCCGAUGCGAGUUGAGCAACAUGGAGGCGCUCGUGGACAGUUUGCAGCAGCAGCAGCAGCAAUCCGCGGGAGCUUUGAAGAGAAAACGCGAAAGCUCGACAGAGUCCGACAACCGACGGCAUUCCCCCAACGCGCUAUCGUCAGCUGGCGCCGAGAGGUCCGAAGACGAUGACCAUGGAGACCAUGACGAUUCCAACAGCAGCAGUAAAGUUCCUAAAAAUCACGCUUUCCAAACCGCAACCUCGCGUUCGGUUCUCCAGGAAGCGCACAAUUCGGCAAACUCGGAAAGCGAUUUGGACGAUAAUACCGAUAGCGGUCGUGACGACGAAUAG
This is a messenger RNA of Galendromus occidentalis (western predatory mite), 1809 nucleotides long. RefSeq names its product T-box transcription factor TBX2. The record is from RefSeq and is a predicted model, not a curated record. Bases 1 to 1809 code for a protein of 602 amino acids. Gene Ontology annotation, molecular function: DNA-binding transcription factor activity, RNA polymerase II-specific; RNA polymerase II cis-regulatory region sequence-specific DNA binding. Gene Ontology annotation, cellular component: chromatin; nucleus. The transcript has 4 exons. Lineage: Eukaryota; Metazoa; Arthropoda; Arachnida; Mesostigmata; Phytoseiidae. Gene Ontology annotation, biological process: positive regulation of DNA-templated transcription; regulation of transcription by RNA polymerase II; cell fate specification.